Molecule: messenger RNA, 456 nt
Organism: Adineta steineri
Lineage: Eukaryota; Metazoa; Rotifera; Eurotatoria; Adinetida; Adinetidae
Source: the annotation of a GenBank genome assembly
AUGUCGACACUUUAUUAUACAUUGGAUAAUACAGUUUUUCGAAAUUUUUCAUUUUAUGCAGUAGCAUCAACUCUUAAAAUGAUGAUAAUGUCACCACUAACUAUUCGACAACGAUUUCAAAAGAAUGCAUUUGCUAAUCCUGAAGAUAUUCAACCAGAAAAAAGAAAAACAAUUCAACCAACUACGUCAGAUUCUGAUGUUGAACGUGUUCGUCGUAAUCAUUUAAAUGAUGUUGAGAAUAUCAUUCCAUUUGUAUUAAUUGGAUUUGGUUAUAUUGCUUGUAAUCCUAAUCCUACCUUAGCACUUUGGCAUUUUCGUAUCUUUUUUUUCUCACGACUUUUUCAUACAUUUGCCUAUCAAAUUCCAAUACGACAACCAAGUAGAGCUUUAAGUUUUUUGGUUGGUUUUGUUGUUACUGUAUCGAUGGCUGCUCAAAUUCUUUUUCAAGUUUAUUAA